UCAAGAAGCCAUGCGUGCGCUAGCUCUUUCCUUUUGCCUCGUUGCUACAGAGUGAGCAAGAUGGGUCACCAGCAACUCUACUGGAGCCAUCCGAGGAAAUUUGGCCAGGAUGCUCAUUCUUGCCACAUCUGUUCAAACCGCCAUGGUCUAAUCCGGACGUACAGCCUCAACAUGUGUCGCCAGUGUUUCCAUCAGUACGCGAAGGACAUAGGUUUCAUUAAGUUGGACUAAGUGAACUUCCAUGAAUGGGUUGUUCAAGACAUCCACCUUAUCACAG
Messenger RNA from Myotis daubentonii (Daubenton's bat), 277 nucleotides. Its product is annotated as small ribosomal subunit protein uS14-like. The record is from RefSeq and is a predicted model, not a curated record. The transcript has a single exon. Lineage: Eukaryota; Metazoa; Chordata; Mammalia; Chiroptera; Vespertilionidae. Bases 61 to 231 code for a protein of 56 amino acids.